Tarenaya hassleriana is the source of this 564-nucleotide messenger RNA. RefSeq names its product dihomomethionine N-hydroxylase-like. NCBI's taxonomy places the organism in Eukaryota, Viridiplantae, Streptophyta, Magnoliopsida, Brassicales, Cleomaceae. Gene Ontology annotation, molecular function: oxidoreductase activity, acting on paired donors, with incorporation or reduction of molecular oxygen; heme binding; iron ion binding. The record is from RefSeq and is a predicted model, not a curated record.
AUGGUAUCAGAGCUUGGUGUCUCAACUAAAAAGGCAGUCGACGAACUCGAUAGAGUGGUCGGAAAAGACAGACUUGUGCAAGAAAGUGACAUACCGAAACUCAACUACAUCAAAUCUUGUUGUCGAGAAUCUUACAGACUUCACGCUAUAGAGGACACAACCCUCGCAGGUUACUUUGUCCCCAAAGGCAGUCAUGUGAUGGUGAGUCGGGUCAACCUAGGUCGGAACCCUAAGACUAAGAUAUGGGAGGAUCCUGACGUCUUCAAGCCGGAGCGCCACAUCAGCGGGGAUGGGUGGUCAGAGGAGGUGAGUCUUAUGGAGCCUGAGAUGCGGUUCGUGACGUUCAGUACAGGUCGCCGAGGUUGCAUAGGUGUUAAGAUCGGGACAUACAUGAUGGUGAUGUUGUUGGCUAGGCUUCUCCAAGGGUUCACUUGGAGCCUCCCUCCGGAUCUGUGUCGGGUCGAGCUCGUGGAGUCGGUGACCAGUUUGCUCAUGGCUAGGCCUCUGGUUCUGUCCGCGGAACCGAGGUUAGCUCCGCAUAUGUACCCGCAAUUUCGCAGCUGA